This is a messenger RNA of Penicillium oxalicum, 552 nucleotides long. RefSeq lists its product as uncharacterized. The record is from RefSeq and is a predicted model, not a curated record. The transcript is spliced from 3 exons. NCBI's taxonomy places the organism in Eukaryota, Fungi, Ascomycota, Eurotiomycetes, Eurotiales, Aspergillaceae. Bases 1 to 552 code for a protein of 183 amino acids.
AUGAAACUCUCAACCCAACGCGUACUCGGUUUCCACACUCUAGAUUCGGCAGUCAAACUGAGCGGCCUUGACUGCGUUCUUGUCUCUUUGACUUUCGGCAGGCGGCCGGUGCGGUGCUCGGAAUAUGAUGGUUGGCAGUCGGCAAUUGAGUCAAGGGAGGAGACUGACGUCGCGAAGGGAGAGGGCCACCUGAGAGUAUGUACCGAAGCGCCGAUGUUCUUCCAGAGCGGUGAUCCUCAGGCUAAGCGGCUUCAGAGUGACUCGACCUGGAAUUGGUCGCAACUUGCCAGAGGCCACACAGUCACACCGGUGGAGCUGGUUACCCACUUUCUGUAUGGAGUUCGCCGCGCUUCUGCCUUCAACUCGUCUUUUGAGUCUCUAGACUCUUCAAAGAGCCACUUUGCCGGGGUCUCCGGUGGUGCUUUGGCUUCGAUGGCGUUGAAGGGCGUUGGACCUUGCCCCGGAAAUGAGAAGUGGGCACUGAGCACUGAGCACCCCGAGAACUGGAUCGGCAACGUUUGCGUGGUCAAGCAGCGCAAAGAGGAUGGGUGA